Molecule: messenger RNA, 813 nt
Organism: Histoplasma capsulatum G186AR
Lineage: Eukaryota; Fungi; Ascomycota; Eurotiomycetes; Onygenales; Ajellomycetaceae
Exons: 3
Coding region: 1-813 (270 amino acids)
Source: RefSeq, a predicted model, not a curated record
AUGUCGCGCCCUCAUGAUCCCCCGGAGCGGCAAAACGAAUAUUUUAUUGAAAAGAAUGGCAUUGCUCGCGAGGUUAUUCAGGCUGAUAUCUGUCGCUAUCUUGGAAAUCGGGCUCUUGUGAAGCCUGGCGUCCAUCAGGGCCGUCAGGGUUACUACAUUCGUGCUUAUCGCAAUUUGACACCAGAGAUGAUUGCCGAUCUGAAAGCAGAUUCGGCGCGGUGGGAAAUUGAAAUAGCGAUGAGAAGAGAUCAAGGGUAUCCUGUACAAGGUAGCCACAAUCAUGACCCAAGGAUAUCUCCAGACCCUAACAGGAAUUCAGCACCAUACGAUACCUCUGCUACCCAUGAAAGCCGGCAACAAACAGGACCUACGACUUAUCCCCCAGCUGCUGGCCAGCCAUAUGAUACCUAUCCGCCAGCAGCGCAUCCUCCAUAUAGCUCAUCUCAACCUCCACCUUAUCCGCCAGCAUAUUCCCAGCCAACAACUUAUGGAACAAUUCCUUCUACAUACGCUCCUGCUGGCGGGCCAUACCCGGCUCACUCACAGCCACCACCAGUGAGCAGCCCUGAAUAUACAUAUGAGGGUACUACUCAGUAUCCUCCAUAUAAUAAUGACCCAAGAGCAAACCCAAGGUAUCCAGGACCUAGCUACGAGAAUGAGAGCGAGUAUCCCCCCGCCGUUACCUCUAGUAUAGGUUAUCCUCCCACCACAAUCCCUGACCACCGGGCUCCAAUGGUAGAUGGACGAUACCCCCCGGAUUCAUCCUACCGCUCCUCAGGACCACCACCAGCUAGGGACCGAAGGACUCGUUGA